Messenger RNA from Lindgomyces ingoldianus, 3465 nucleotides. RefSeq names its product amino acid adenylation. The record is from RefSeq and is a predicted model, not a curated record. The annotation marks the transcript as partial. NCBI's taxonomy places the organism in Eukaryota, Fungi, Ascomycota, Dothideomycetes, Pleosporales, Lindgomycetaceae. The transcript has a single exon. Gene Ontology annotation, molecular function: catalytic activity; phosphopantetheine binding.
AUGCUGCAGUGCACGCUGGCUGCAGAAGGGGUACACAUUACUGCAAGCUUCGACUCGCGUGUGGUAGAGCGAUGGCUAGUCGAGAAGAUACUGGGCCAGUUCACCUUCGUCAUGCAACAGCUGGCUGGAGCAAGACCAGAGGACAAGGUGGAAGACAUCGAAACCCUUACGCCCGAUGAUAAACAAGAGAUAUGGACAUGUAACGCCGAGACCCCCCCAACGGUUGAACGUUGUCUCCACGACCUGUUCGUCGAGCAAGCCAUGGCACGGCCAUCUGCGCGGGCCAUCUGCGCGUGGGAUGGCGAGAUGACGUACAGCAAGCUAGAUGAGUUGUCAAGCAAGCUAGCAGGCCAUCUAGUUGAGCUCGGCGUCGAGCCAGAAGAUAUCGUGCCACUCUGCUUCGAGAAGUCCAUGUGGAUGAUUGUCGCUAUGCUCGCGGUGCUCAAGGCAGGCGGCGCAUUUGCACCCCUAGACCCAGAACAUCCACACAGCCGCCACGAGGAGAUCUUUAAGCAGACAAGGGCUGAGGUGGUGCUUACGUCGGCGCAGUACUCUACCCUAUGGGCAGGCUCAGCCCGCACUGUUGUCGUAGUCAGUGAAACGUCAAUCCAGCACCUUCCAAACACAAAUCUUUCAACGCAUUCUGGGGUACAGCCAAGCAAUACCGCGUACGUUAUCUUCACUUCAGGGAGCACUGGAGUGCCGAAGGGAGUUUUGCUAGAACACAGGGCGGCCUCUACAGGCUGUCUAGGCCAUGGCAGAGUACUCGGGUUCGCCCCUCACACCCGAGUCCUACAGUUCGCCUCCUAUGCCUUCGAUGCUUGCAUUGACGAGAUACUCACUGUACUCCUUUAUGGUGGCUGCGCAUGUGUGCCGUCUCAUAGCGAUAUGCGCGAUAAUCUAGCCCAAGCUAUCAAGGAUAUGGACGUGAACUGGGCAUUUCUUACUCCGUCCGUCGCCCGAUUGCUUGAUCCUGUCAUGACCUCUUCGCUCAAGACGUUGGUUCUUGGAGGCGAGCAUGUUAGCUCUGCCGAUUGGGAGAGAUGGGGAGGGAACGUUCGAAUGAUAAACGGCUAUGGGCCAGCGGAGUGCUGCGUCUGCUGUUGCACAUUCUCAGAUGUUCAAGGCUUUGAAUCUGGGAAGAUCGGCAAGCCGGUAGCUUCCGUCAGCUGGGUGGUGGACCCCAAGAACCACGACAAGCUGGCACCUCUGGGAUCAAUCGGCGAGCUUCUCAUUGAAGGACCAAUCCUCGCGCGCGGCUACCUCAACGACCGCAAAAAGACGAAGUCAGCAUUCAUCAACGAUCCCGUCUGGUUGCUAGAAGGCGGGGGAGGCCGUCCCGGACGUCGAGGAAGAAUGUACAAGACUGGUGACCUAGUCUACUAUGGGCCUGAUGGCAACUUAGUCUACGCAGGCCGCAAAGACGACCAAGUCAAAGUGCGAGGCCAGCGAGUUGAGCUCGGUGAGAUUGAGCAUCACGUGCGGGAGUGCAUCCCUGAAGCACGCCAGAUUGCCGUGGAGGUGAUCUUGCCAGCGGGAGAGAAAAAAAAUGCCACACUAGCGGUCUUCCUGCAACUAGAUGAAGAGAAACGCGAUACACUACAAUCACGCAACGGAAUGGAUAACAGGUCCUCAGUGCAGAUGGUCAUCCUGACCGGAGUGGACAAGAAGUUAGCCGACUCUCUCCCCAGCCAUAUGAUACCUGACGUAUACUUUGCGCUGUCGCCGCUCCCCAUGACAGUUUCCGGCAAGAUAGAUAGGAAGCGACUACGCGAGAUUGGGGCCUCUUUCUCGGCCCAGCAGCUGGCUGACAUGCGGACGUCAAGCCAGGGCCUAAAGCGGCAGCCAUCGACAGAAGCCGAGCAGACGAUGCAGCAGCUGUGGGCGCAUGUGUUAAACAUUAAGCCUGAGACCAUCGGUAUGGACGACAGCUUCUUCCGCCUAGGCGGCGACUCUAUUACAGCUAUGCAGCUGUCUGCAAGUGCUCGCUUACUUCAAAUCCAUCUCUCAACGCGCGACAUCUUUCGCAGGAAGACCAUUGCUGAACUUGCCCGCUAUGCUGCAUCAUCUAAGCCUGUUCAGCUCGCGCGCACUGCAGAAGAUCCAGUCAACACACCGUUUGGCCUGGCCCCGAUCCAAGAGCUGUACCUCCGGCUUGAACCUACUGGUAGAGCCAGUUUUGACCAGUCUGUCUUCUUAGAACUUCGUACUCAAGUGUCAUUGAAGUUGCUCUAUUCUGCCCUUAGGGUCCUUGUCCAGCGCCACUCUAUGCUAAGGGCUCGAUUCAGCAAAGCAGUUGGAGGCAGAUGGCAGCAGCAUGUCUCUGAUUCUACUGACGCUUCCUUCACCUUGCAACAUGUGCGGCCUAGGGACACUGCAGACAUCACACAGGCUAUACUCCAAAGUCGCAGCCGCUUAAACAUCAAGAGUGGACCAGUUAUAACAGUAAUCUUGUUUGACAUUGGAAAUCGCCAGUCGUUGUUCAUGGGUGUUCAUCACUUAGUGAUUGACCUCGUGUCAUGGCGGGUCCUUCUUGAAGAGCUAGAAUACUUACUCCUGGGCCGAACACUAUCCCCUGCAUCCUCAAUGCCCUUCCAAACCUGGCGCGCCAUCCAGACUGAGUACGCUAGUAGGGAUGCAGAUCACAGAAAUGGGAUACAAGAGAAGAUAGACGUCGGCCAACUAUCAUACUGGGGCGUAGCACCCAGCACUACAUCGCACACCCCUACAAUUACCGAGCGUUUUGUGCUUGAUAGCGAGACAACAUCCGCUCUUCUUGGAAGCUGCAACAAUAAGCUCCGAACACGCCCUCUUGAGCUUAUGAUCGCAGCCCUAAUUCAUUCAUUUGCGGCUGCCUUCCCUGAUCGAAACCCUCCUCCAAUCUUCAAUGAGACUCAUGGGCGUGAGCCAUGGGACGACAGCAUUGACCUUUCGCGAACUGUGGGAUGGUUUACAAGUAUGUUCCCUGUCCAGUUAUCAACUGGCGCGCGCAGCAGCUUGCUUGAUGUCAUCUGUGCAACAAAGGAUUGCAUGCGAAGCUUUAAGCGCAGUGGCCAGUCAUAUUUUGCAUCCCACUUUGUCAACGAAGGCACCAUUCGUGAUUUCAUAUCUAUUUUCCCUGUGGAAAUGGUGUUUAAUUAUCAAGGCGUGUACCAGCAGCUUGAGCGCGAUGAAUCUUUGUUCAAGAAUGUGCCUAUUCCGGAAGGCUGCGACCCAGCAUCAGCGGCUGAAGCCGCCAGGUUCUCCUUGUUUACAGUUUCUGUGAUCAUAGGAAACGGCUGCGCACAUGUAAGUGUUGCACACAGUGGUAUCACGAAGCAUCAAACGCAAAUUCAAGACUGGGUUCAGCUGUACAAGACCACCUUGCUGGAGCUGCCCAACCUUCUCCACUGCACAAGCACCGAGUGGACGCAGAACGAUCUUUCGUUGGAAUUCCCCUCCCUCACAGGCCUUGACCACUUCAGA